Molecule: messenger RNA, 2288 nt
Organism: Dermacentor albipictus
Lineage: Eukaryota; Metazoa; Arthropoda; Arachnida; Ixodida; Ixodidae
Source: RefSeq, a predicted model, not a curated record
CUGUUCUAUACCUUGAGCAAUUAUCGGCGCCAUGAUCGGGAGGAUCCCAUACCGGGCUCCGAGUGCUCCGCUCUUGGUUUCGCAACCUAGCGGCACCCAGAGAACCCCUUACCGGGCUCCGAAUGCUCCGCCCUUGGUUCUGCCACCCAGCGCCAGCCAGAGGCUCCCUGACCAUGCUCCCAGAGCUCCGCCCUUGGUUGUGCCACCCAGCGCCAGCAAGCGAAUCCCUGACCAGGAUCCGAGCGUGGGAGAGACGCAAUCCAUAACAGGUUUCACGUUCUACGAACAGAAGAGAGCAGAUGUGCUGGCCACCUUCUGCGUGGCGUUGGCCCUGCUUUUCCUGAUUAUCACGGCCACCUUAAUCCUUAUUCUACUGUCAAACAGUCACUACAAUACGGACAUCUCUAUAGCCGACGAAGUGAGUCCCAAUAUCGAUGGAAUGGUGGUUCCACGAGAUGCUGAUAGAACAACGAAUACUGCUACAGAAACACACACGUUGCCAACCUUGGGGAGCACGAGCCAUAGGACAACACCAAGUCCGACGACGACCACGAGUUCUACGGCCACCCCUACGAGCCCGACUACAACCCCGACGAUGACGACGCCAACUACCAAGGCACCUCAAACACACGCGUUGCCAACCUUGGAGAGUGCGAGCCACAGGGCACCACAAAGUCCGACGACGACCACGAGUUCUACGGCUACCCCUACGAGCCCGACUACAACCCCGACGAUGACGACGCCAACUACCAAGGCACCUCAAACACACGCGUUGCCAACCUUGGGGAGUACGAGCCCCAGGACAACACCAAGUCCGACGACUACCACGAGUUCUACGGCCACCCCUACGAGCCCGACUACAAGCCCGACGACGACGACGCCAACUACCAAGGCACCUCGAAAGUCGCUGCUGGUGGGCAGGCUGCUGUGCACGCUGCGUUUCGGCUUCUCCCGCAGAACGUUCGCAUUUCCCGCCGACGGAGUGUGCGCCAUCACCACGUUCAACUCGCUCUUCGUGGCUGGAGGCAACACGCUGAGUCCCCCGUACCAUCCCGACUUCGAGUAUUUCGUGGAGCAUGCCGCUCAGCAGCGCGAAACGGAGUACGGCAUCGGAAUCGACCACGAUUUUUGCAGAGACGACAUGCGGAUGACUGCUCUGGUGGCGAAUCAGACAACGAAGACGUACUUGAAUGAGCUGUGGUCCAACCGGGUCUACCACUACGGACAGGUCAACACACCUGCGAUAAUAGAGAAACGGAGAACACUCGAGUACGUCACGCAAUCAGCAAAAGGCCUUCAGAUGAUUUCAGAACUAAUGAGGGACAAGGUGGACCCGGAGCAUCGGCCCAGUCACACCCUACUACACUACCCGUUGAUUUAUGAGUCGAUGGCCACUGACGUCGCGGAAGCGCUAAUGACCUAUUCCGUAGAUCUGCUUGUUGCUGUUGGAUACGUAGCCUACAGCGACACCAGGAUCGAGAACUGUCGCAUCGUGCCUCCAGUCUUGCACUCUACUGAGCUACUCGAGCCUUUUGUUUUGAAUAAUACAUACCCCAUUCGUUUGGUGAGAGUAAUAUCGGCCCUGGCAACCUUAAAGACCAAGUGGGCCAACGCAAGUGCGUUCGCCGUGUCCCUGGGUAUGGGUGGCCGGUGGUACAUGCCCAAGUACCCGGACAACCUUGCAGACACUCCCGGAAACUACUCUCUCGGCCAUGAGUGCACGACGACAAUGCGAGGAGAUGCCCCCCCGCGGGAUCAGAUAACGAGCAUUGUCGAAGCCUGUGAAGAACCGAACUACAACGAGACCUUCAGCAUCGAUAGCACCUUCCAGGCCCUGUUUACAUAUGUCAAGGCAGACGUUUCGCUUUUCACAUACGACAGUGCCUCCACACUUCGCUUCAAGCUGUGCGAGACCAAGCGAAACGUCACCGAUUUGCACUACAACAUUGUUGCCGACAAUAUUCAGUUCGAGGACUUCCACGACGUGUGCGGCUAUGGCUCGUACAGCCGCCUUCGGAUACUGAAGAGACUGGCUGCCUUCCUGGCGGAAAAGUACACGUCGCCCGAUCAAGAACGCUUUUGCAAUUUGGUCACGUAGUUUUCGCUGCCUACUACGUUUCUACUUUUUUUUACGGUCUUUAUGUGUCACCAUGUAGUGUCAUUUUACUGUAUUUACAUGUUUUUGUUGCUCAUUUAUAUCUCGUGAUUUUGUUAAUUAUAUCAGCAUUCUUUUCCUUGUGAUCGACCAUAAUGAAAUUUCUGUGACAUGGAUAUUCCAGCUGCCUAUA